ACGAAACGUUGUCAUCGCUGAACGGGAGCGCAGAGGAAAAAUUAGAAAAAUCCAGAACACAGACGUACAAUUUUUGUAUAGAAGUUUUGUUAAAAGAAAUUGGCGUUUUGGCCACGCAAUAUAAAAAAAGAGUCCUUGAAUUUAAUUAACUUUCAAUAAAUUAAUUUCAAAUACACAACAGCAAACAUGACUCGUGGAAAUCAACGUGAUUUAGCCCGUCAGAAGAACGCCAAGAAACAAGCUGAAUUGACCAAAGGCAAACGUACUGACAAUUUAACCGUCGAACAACGUAAACAAAGAGAUGCCGAUUUGAUGCGUGAGAAACAACGCAAAAAAGAGGAGGACGCUGCAAAACUAGCGGCUCGCAAAGUAAAAUAAAAUGAUAAACUUUGACAAAUUUUAGUGAGGCCACUCAAAACAACAAAAACAACUACACAACUGGUAUAGAAAAAUUCAAUAAAAAGAAAACCAAGUGAUUUCCAAAAUUAUGUAUAAAAAUGCAAAACAUUCUAAUAUGUAUAUGUGUGUUCUCUACACUUAAAACAAAAGCUAUAAUUAAUAACAUUUACACGGGCAAAUAAUUAGAAAUCACUCUUCAUUUAAAUAGUUUUAAUUAAACAAUUUUCUUUCCCUCCAACCCAGCAAUCACUUAUUACGUUUUGGUAUUACAUACAAGUUCCUCAGAGUCAAUAAUUUGUUUUAAAAUAUUUGCAUUGUGUCAAUUUAGCGCCUCUCAUUAAAAUCAACUAUUUAUAAACAAACCCCCGACAUACACACAUUCAUUCACAAUUUUGUAAUUCUUUUUAUUUAAAAAAAAACCCAUCAAAUUUUAAAUAAGCACUGAGUUUCUUCAUCAUGGUUAUUUAUUUUUUACAUGCUUUUUAUUUUUAAUCCCUUGUAUAAAAUAAAUUCUAAAAUGCAAAUCUCUAAGCCUCAAUAUAAACAAAAUUAAGUAAAAGUAAAACGUUUUUAGAACUCGCCAUCAAUUGAGAAAGAAACAAAAAACGAAUUGUGUAUUAGUGAUUAGUUUUAAAUAAUUUUUCUUUUAAUUUUUUAUUUCUUAGUUUUAUAAGAUGAUAUUAAGUUUAAUAAGAGAAAAACGUAAGAAAAAUUACAAAAAAUUAUAAAUAAUUAACAUUUAAGCGUAUACAAGCAAAAACUGUAAACCAUAAAUAAAUUGUAUAAAAAAUAUCGAUAAUAGAAAAAAAAACAAAAAUAGCAAAGGUAAUAAAAUUUAAAAUAUUAAACAAA
This is a messenger RNA of Calliphora vicina (urban bluebottle blowfly), 1251 nucleotides long. RefSeq names its product putative SERF-like protein. The coding region runs from base 187 to 378 and encodes 63 amino acids. Gene Ontology annotation, cellular component: cytosol. The transcript has 3 exons. The record is from RefSeq and is a predicted model, not a curated record. NCBI's taxonomy places the organism in Eukaryota, Metazoa, Arthropoda, Insecta, Diptera, Calliphoridae.